AUGCCGCCUGCCGCUUCUUCAAAAUUGCACGAAGCUUGCAGAGAACAGCAUGCGCCGUCCAAGGCGCCAACUGUUACAAAAAAAUCAGCAAGGAGUCGUCCGUUACCGUUGACGUCGCUAAACCACGUGUCCAUCCAUUGCAGCAAUGUUGAGCAGUCCGUGAAUUUCUACUGCGACGUUAUGGGAUUCGUGCCCGUGCGCCGCCCCGACUGCCUUAACUUCGACGGCGCUUGGUUGUUCAACCAUGGGAUUGGAAUUCACCUGUUGGGGCAGAGUGAGGACCCCCAAGCACCGCAACUGCGAGUCCCGAAGGAGAUUAACCCAAAAUCAGACCAUUUCUCAUUUCAGUGCGAUGACAUUGAGGAGGUGGAGAGCGGUCUGGAGGAGCGAGGCAUUGCAUUCCUGCGGCAGUGCGUGGAGGAGGCGGGUAUCAUGGUGGAGCAGCUCUUCUUUCACGACCCUGACGGCCACAUGAUUGAAGUCUGCAACUGCGACCUGCUUCCCGUUGUGCCGCUUCAGCCUGACCCUGACAUGCCUCUCACUCUGCCAGCCUGCGUGCGCCGUACGCCUCAGGCUUGUGGGAGGCAGGUGCUGGAGAAAGGGCAGCAGGAAAGCUGCAGCCAUAGCAGUGAUGAUAGUGGCAGUGAGAGCGGUUGUGAUGAAGGGAGGGAGAGGGAAGUGGGUGAAGGGCCUGGGGCAGAUGAAGGGUUCUGCAACAAAGUUCAAGUUGUGGAGCAGCAGGGUGGAAGCCUCCCCGCCCCGCCUAUCCCUCAGCCUUCCUCAGCACACGCCUAUCGCAUCCAUGUCGGCUUGCGACCGCCUCCCGCCAUGCACCCUUCCGCCUUCACCGCCCUUUCCCGCAGGGAGGUUGGCCGCGCGCCUCUCUUUGGUCAGCGCGCGCGUGUAUGCUCCCCCCUCGACGCGCCUGACAAUCCCCCUCUGCUCCCCGGCGGCUCUGCUUCCGCCACUCCCCGCGCGCCGUACUGUCCCCGCGCGCUUCCGGGAUAUCUGAGUGGGCGCGCUUGGGCUUCGCUGCAGCCGGCGGCGCACGACUGCUACGACUACGCGCUCUCGUCUUCCGCUUCCGCCAUGCAGGUGGACCCCGCGGAGCAGCGCUAUCUGCUGGUGGGCAGCGCGGCGGGCGCAAUUACCGCAUUCGACACCGCCGCACCCACCGCCGUAGACGCCUUCGCGCAUCCCUGCCACCCGCCCCUCUUCACCCUCCCCCGCGCGCCCUCCUCCUCCUCCGCCGCCGACUCCGCGCGCGCCGCGCGCGCGCUCGCGGACGCGUCCGCGGCGCCCGCGCCAGGAGCGGCGCACUCGCUGGCGGUGACGGGCGUGGCAUGGUACCCGGUGGAUCCGGGGCUGUUCGUCUCCGCGUCCCUCGAUGGCCUCGUGAAGCUCUGGGAUACCAACACCCUCCAGGCGCUGCUGUCGUUCCACAUGCCGGGGCGGGUGGGGGACGUGGCCAUGUCGCGCGCACAGGGGGCGCCACUGCUGGCAGCAGCGGCGUGUGAGGACGGCAAUGUGCGCCUCUGUGACCUCGCCUCGGGCGCUGCCACUCACAUGCUGCGCGCUGCCGCCUCCCAAGGCGCCAUCACGAGGCUGUGCUGGUCGCCCGCAUCGCCCUUCCACCGAUUGCGACUGUGGGACGUGGAGGCCGGGGCCAACACGCUCAUCCACUACGCGAAUCAGAGAGCGCCACGUGGCGCGCUGGCGUCAGAGGCCACAGUGCGGUUCUGCAUGUCCCAUGACGGGUCGCUGGUGUUCCUGCCUCAGGGGCCCGCCAUCCAGGUGUUGCACACAUGGACAGGGGAGUCCCUCGCCUCUCUGCAUGCUCACUUCGACAAUGUGCUGCUCUGCUGCUCUCACCCUGCCACACCUUUAUUUUCUUCCGGUGCUGACCGCCAGCUCCUUUCCUGGACAUCCCCUCUCCUAGACCAACACCACUACCCUCAAUCACACUCACCCCAUUCAAGAUCGCGGAGUUCUGCACUACAAAUAAAUCAAGGGCAUCUGCCUGACGAGGAUGCAUGGAGUGACUAA
This is a messenger RNA of Closterium sp. Yama58-4, 2046 nucleotides long. The record is from the annotation of a GenBank genome assembly. Lineage: Eukaryota; Viridiplantae; Streptophyta; Zygnematophyceae; Desmidiales; Closteriaceae.